AUGAGUCAAUCUAGUUUGGUUACAAAUUCAGAUAGAGAAAUAGAAAAUUCUUUAAAGGAUUUAUUGGAAAGAAUUUUAAUUUAAUUAGAAAAAUAUAUUGAAACCAAAAAUGAUCUAAAUGAAAUUGAAAAAGAAUUAAAAGAUUAUGAGAAUCUAACAUAAUUAGUCAAUAUAAUUAAAGUUGUUUUCACUAAUCUAAUCAUAAAAAUUGAUAAAAAAGUUUAGUAAGCAUUUUUAUCAUAAAAGAAAGUUAGAGUAAAUUGCAGAUCUAAAUGUUUCAUCAAAAAGUAUUAGAAUAGAAGAUGAAUAUGAAAGAUUAGAGUAAACAGUCAUUAAAUGUGAAAGUGAAAUUAGAAAUCAUAUUAGAGUAGAUAUAUCAUUUUAUCUUCAAAAUAGCUUGAAUAAUAAUUGAAAUUAUAUGCAGAAUCAAUUCAAACUAAAUUAGAUGAAAGUGAAGCUACACGAAAUGAGCUACUAGAAACAACCAAGAAAGUUAUGAAUGUAAAAAAUCCAUUAGUAUUUUCAUUUAGAAUUUAAAAAAGGAAAAUUAAAAAUUUUAUGAAGAAAAUACAAAAUUGAUAACUGAUAUCACUUCUUAUAAAUAAAAAAUCUUAUAAUAUGAAAAUGAAUAAUACCAAAAGAAUAUUAAAUAUGAUUAAGUAGAUUAUGAAAUUUAAUAAGCUAAUAAGAAUAGCCAAUAAAUUAAAGAGCUUGUAUAAAGAAAACCUAAUAGUAAAGAAACAAAUAAAACUAGUUCUUAUUCAGAACACAAAUUAAGUAGUUAACUUUAAGAAAGUACUGAUUAUCCAACAUAAUCUUAAGGUUCUUUGAAAUAAAAUUACUUUAACAUUCUUCAAUAAUAGUAAUAAUAAUUGUAAUAAUAAAUUUACUAACAAUAAGAAAAUUAAAAAUCAGUUCAUGGUAAACAUAAUUCAAUAUCUUCAAUAAAUGAUAUCAUUCAGCAAUAAAUAAUUAUUAAAGAUAAAAAAGCAAGCUUAGUAAAUUAUAUUGCUUCUAAAAAGAAUUAUAAAAAUUCUCAAAUUUAACAAAAAACAAUUUAAGGUAUUCAGUUAUCUUUUAUAUUAGAAACUAUAUAAACUUAGCCAAGAAGUAGAAGUGGAAGUGCUCGUCGUAAUUUAAAUUAGAAAUAGAAAACUUUAACCUACUAAUGA
Molecule: messenger RNA, 1172 nt
Organism: Paramecium sonneborni
Lineage: Eukaryota; Ciliophora; Oligohymenophorea; Peniculida; Parameciidae
Source: the annotation of a GenBank genome assembly